Amphibalanus amphitrite is the source of this 3006-nucleotide messenger RNA. Its product is annotated as mucin-2-like. Bases 1 to 3006 code for a protein of 1001 amino acids. The record is from RefSeq and is a predicted model, not a curated record. NCBI's taxonomy places the organism in Eukaryota, Metazoa, Arthropoda, Thecostraca, Balanomorpha, Balanidae. The transcript has 3 exons.
AUGUCCCGAUCACCGUCUCGCGCGCGGUCCCCGAUUCGCUCCUCGUCCUCGUCCUCGAUCCUCUGGGCAUCUUCAGGCUUCAGCCAGCUGCAGCCACGCCGGCCAGCCCGCCUUCGCCGCGACUCGUGCGUACCCCGCCGGCGACAGGUGCACGCCAUCGUCGUCGUAAUGGAGCAGCGCGGCACGGGACAGCACAUACGCCGACACCUUACGCCCCUGGCGCCGCCGCUCCAACACGCAUCGUCCUACGGACACGUGCUUGAUGCGCAUGUCGCUCUCGAGCGGCUCCCCCAGCCACCGGGUGACUGGGCACCGGAGCGGACACAGCCGGCCCAGGUCUUGCCGACAUGUGCAGAGGGCACCCACACGGUGACCUCCCACUCGCCCACUCGCGGAAGAAAGCCGGCUCGCGCACUCCCGCCGCCUCCGUCCACGGUCCGGGAGGGCGGGCUCACGCCGCUACUCCCGACCACGGAAACGGUCAUAGGCGCGCUCCCGCCGCCUCCGUCCACGGUCCGGGAGGGCGGGCUCACGCCGCUACUCCCGACCACGGAAACGGUCAUAGGCGCGCUCCCGCCGCCUCCGUCCACGGUCCGGGAGGGCGGGCUCACGCCGCUACUCCCGACCACGGAAACGGUCAUAGGCGCGCUCCCGCCGCCUCCGUCCACGGUCCGGGAGGGCGGGCUCACGCCGCUACUCCCGACCACGGAAACGGUCAUAGGCGCGCUCCCGCCGCCUCCGUCCACGGUCCGGGAGGGCGGGCUCACGCCGCUACUCCCGACCACGGAAACGGUCAUAGGCGCACUCCCGCCGCCUCCGUCCACGGUCCGGGAGGGCGGGCUCACGCCGCUUCUCCCGACCACGGACACGGUCGUAGGCGCGCUCCCGCCGCCUCCGUCCACGGUCCGGGAGGGCGGGCUCACGCCGCUACUCCCGACCACGGAAACGGUCAUAGGCGCACUCCCGCCGCCUCCGUCCACGGUCCGGGAGGGCGGGCUCACGCCGCUACUCCCGACCACGGAAACGGUCAUAGGCGCACUCCCGCCGCCUCCGUCCACGGUCCGGGAGGGCGGGCUCACGCCGCUUCUCCCGACCACGGAAACGGUCAUAGGCGCACUCCCGCCGCCUCCGUCCACGGUCCGGGAGGGCGGGCUCACGCCGCUACUCCCGACCACGGAAACGGUCAUAGGCGCGCUCCCGCCGCCUCCGUCCACGGUCCGGGAGGGCGGGCUCACGCCGCUACUCCCGACCACGGAAACGGUCAUAGGCGCGCUCCCGCCGCCUCCGUCCACGGUCCGGGAGGGCGGGCUCACGCCGCUACUCCCGACCACGGAAACGGUCAUAGGCGCGCUCCCGCCGCCUCCGUCCACGGUCCGGGAGGGCGGGCUCACGCCGCUACUCCCGACCACGGAAACGGUCAUAGGCGCGCUCCCGCCGCCUCCGUCCACGGUCCGGGAGGGCGGGCUCACGCCGCUACUCCCGACCACGGAAACGGUCAUAGGCGCGCUCCCGCCGCCUCCGUCCACGGUCCGGGAGGGCGGGCUCACGCCGCUUCUCCCGACCACGGACACGGUCGUAGGCGCGCUCCCGCCGCCUCCGUCCACGGUCCGGGAGGGCGGGCUCACGCCGCUACUCCCGACCACGGAAACGGUCAUAGGCGCGCUCCCGCCGCCUCCGUCCACGGUCCGGGAGGGCGGGCUCACGCCGCUACUCCCGACCACGGAAACGGUCAUAGGCGCACUCCCGCCGCCUCCGUCCACGGUCCGGGAGGGCGGGCUCACGCCGCUUCUCCCGACCACGGACACGGUCGUAGGCGCGCUCCCGCCGCCUCCGUCCACGGUCCGGGAGGGCGGGCUCACGCCGCUACUCCCGACCACGGAAACGGUCAUAGGCGCACUCCCGCCGCCUCCGUCCACGGUCCGGGAGGGCGGGCUCACGCCGCUACUCCCGACCACGGAAACGGUCAUAGGCGCACUCCCGCCGCCUCCGUCCACGGUCCGGGAGGGCGGGCUCACGCCGCUACUCCCGACCACGGAAACGGUCAUAGGCGCACUCCCGCCGCCUCCGUCCACGGUCCGGGAGGGCGGGCUCACGCAGCUACUCCCGACCACGGAAACGGUCAUAGGCGCGCUCCCGCCGCCUCCGUCCACGGUCCGGGAGGGCGGGCUCACGCCGCUACUCCCGACCACGGAAACGGUCAUAGGCGCACUCCCGCCGCCUCCGUCCACGGUCCGGGAGGGCGGGCUCACGCCGCUUCUCCCGACCACGGACACGGUCGUAGGCGCGCUCCCGCCGCCUCCGUCCACGGUCCGGGAGGGCGGGCUCACGCCGCUACUCCCGACCACGGAAACGGUCAUAGGCGCGCUCCCGCCGCCUCCGUCCACGGUCCGGGAGGGCGGGCUCACGCCGCUACUCCCGACCACGGAAACGGUCAUAGGCGCACUCCCGCCGCCUCCGUCCACGGUCCGGGAGGGCGGGCUCACGCCGCUUCUCCCGACCACGGACACGGUCUUAGGCGCGCUCCCGCCGCCUCCGUCCACGGUCCGGGAGGGCGGGCUCACGCCGCUACUCCCGACCACGGAAACGGUCAUAGGCGCGCUCCCGCCGCCUCCGUCCACGGUCCGGGAGGGCGGGCUCACGCCGCUACUCCCGACCACGGAAACGGUCAUAGGCGCGCUCCCGCCGCCUCCGUCCACGGUCCGGGAGGGCGGGCUCACGCCGCUUCUCCCGACCACGGACACGGUCGUAGGCGCGCUCCCGCCGCCUCCGUCCACGGUCCGGGAGGGCGGGCUCACGCCGCUACUCCCGACCACGGAAACGGUCAUAGGCGCACUCCCGCCGCCUCCGUCCACGGUCCGGGAGGGCGGGCUCACGCCGCUUCUCCCGACCACGGACACGGUCGUAGGCGCGCUCCCGCCGCCUCCGUCCACGGUCCGGGAGGGCGGGCUCACGCCGCUUCUCUCGGUCACCGCGUCCGACUCCGUCCUCGUGGGCAUCCACUCGUAG